This is a messenger RNA of Sesamum indicum (sesame), 4374 nucleotides long. The record is from RefSeq and is a predicted model, not a curated record. NCBI's taxonomy places the organism in Eukaryota, Viridiplantae, Streptophyta, Magnoliopsida, Lamiales, Pedaliaceae.
GUUGCAUUUUCAUAAACCUUUUCCAUUGUAAUUUGUCCAAGUUGCAUUUUCAUAAACCUUUUCCAUCUGCCCAACGUGCCAGCCUUGCAUGUUAGAAUUCAGAUCUCUCUUCUCACAUUCCAUUCCUCCUUUCUUCACUACUUCUCUCAUUACCUGACAAACAAUCAAUCAGUAGCUCCCAGAGAGCAAAGCUAUGUCGAUGCCGCGGCCGCCCAACGAGCCCUCCUUGGCUACGUGGGACUGCAUGCUGCCGGGGCCACCGUCCAAGAACAAUUGCGGAUCUGCGGACCUCUCCUCAGCCGGCCUCCUUGCCUACGCUGCCGGCAGCUCCGUCGCCAUUCUUGACACCCACUCCAUGCAGCUGGUCUCCACCCUCCCCCUUCCCCCACAGGCUUCGUCCACCGUGUCCCCCUUCAUCACCGCCGUGCGAUGGUCUCCCCUCCCCCUACCCCACUACCUACUGGACAGCGAAAAUACCUCCUCGCACCUCCUGCUCGCUGUCGGUGAUCGCCAUGGGCGCAUUUCGCUGCUUGAUUUCCGCUCCAAAGCCCCCAUUCUUUCUUUCGAUACAAAUAAUCCUAAUUCAUCUAAAUUAGGUAUCCAGGAUCUCUGCUGGAUCCAGGCCCGACCCGACUCCUGGUGCCUCGCUGCCAUUUCAGGACCCUCGUUUCUCUCUAUUUACAACACUGCAACUGGCCGCUGCUUCUUCAAGUACGAUUCUUCCCCGGAAUACUUCUCCUGUCUUAGGCGGGACCCCUUCGAUUCCCGCCAUUUCUGUGCCUUGGGUGAUGAUUCUGAAAACGACGUCGCCUUGAAGGAACUUCAGAUUCGCACAGACGCGUCGGAAUUGCAGAGGCUGGAGAGAGAUUCUUCUAGUGGCAGUAACAGUGGGGCGCCGGCCUCUGUGAUCUUCCCCAAUUAUGUGGCGAAGUUUGCCUUCUCGCCACAUUGGAAACAUGUGAUAUUAGUGGGUUUUCCCAGAGAGCUUUUAUUGUUUGACUUGCAGUACGAAUCGGUGUUGUUUGCAGCAGGGUUGCCGAGGGGUUGCAGCAAGAUCUUGGAAGUGUUACCAGAUGUGAAUAUGGAGGUGUUUUACUGUGCUCAUUUGGAUGGGAAGCUCAGUACUUGGCGACGCAAAGAGGGAGACCAGGUGCACAUGAUGUGUUCAAUGGAUGAAUUAAUGCCUUCAAUUGGCACAACUGUUCCUUCUCCUUUAGUUCUUGCAGUUGCCAUCUCUCAAUCAGAUUACAUGCUUCAAGACAUCCGCAAACUUUGUCUUGGCACAGAUUCAUUUGAUAUGGAUUUCGAUAAUCCUUUUGAUUUCUUUGAUGAAUCUCCUAUAAUUUCGAAGACACAUUUAAUAUCCAUCUCUGAUGAUGGAAAAGUGUGGAAAUGGCUCCUGACUGCUGAAAGGUUGAGGGAUGGUCAGAAGGAUAUAGAAAAUGUGAAAAAGGCUGCUGAGGUCCGUGAACUUCCAGCCCAGGAAGUGGAAUCCCGAUCAGAAGGUUUUCCUGGUGACUUAGGCGUACUGAAAUCAGUCACACAGCCAGAUGAUACAAAUAGCAGAGAAAACCGCCAAUCUGGUCCCACUACUUCUUUAGAGGAAGUGUCAUUUAAGGUCACUCUAGAUGGGCAGCUUCAUCUUCUGUCAUCAGCAGUUACUAUGCUGGCUGUACCAUCGCCUUCACUGACGGCUACUUUAGCACGUGGUGGAAACUCCCCUGCUAUAGCUGUUCCACUAGUUGCUUUAGGAACGCAAAAUGGCACGAUAGAUGUGAUUGACAUCUCGGCUAAUGCUGUUGCUGCAAGUUUUUCUGUUCACAGCAGCAUGGUCAGGGGAUUACGUUGGCUAGGAAACUCAAGACUUGUUUCCUUCUCUUAUACGCAGGGAACAGAGAAAACAGGAGGCUAUGUCAAUAGGCUUGUUGUAACCAGCCUGAGAAGUGGCCUUAAUAGAACAUUUCGAGUACUUCAAAAGCCGGAGCGAGCACCAAUAAGAGCAUUAAGGGCUUCAUCUUCUGGAAGAUAUCUUUUGAUCUUGUUCCGGGAUGCACCUGUUGAGGUUUGGGCAAUGACAAAGGCUCCGAUAAUGCUGAGGUCGUUAGCUCUUCCAUUCACCGUUCUUGAAUGGACUCUUCCAACAGUUCCAAGGCCAGCCCAAAGUAAACCUACAAGGACCUCUUCAUUUUUAUCCAAAGAUCAUGCUGACGUCCCCCUUAUCGGGCCCUCAUCCCCUACUACAACAUCAUCAACUGAUGCUAAAGAAGGAGCAGAUGGAUCCCAUGAAGAUUUUUCAGAAAGCUUUGCAUUUGCCUUGGUGAAUGGCGCACUUGGAGUGUUCGAGGUCCACGGACGAAGAAUCCGAGACUUUAGACCGAAGUGGCCAUCAUCUUCAUUUGUUACGUCGGAUGGAUUGAUUACAGCCAUGGCUUAUCGCUUGCCUCAUGUAGUCAUUGGAGACAGGACAGGGAACAUACGCUGGUGGGAUGUCACUACUGGGCAAUCAUCCUCAUUCAACACUCACAGGGAUGGUAUUAGGAGAAUCAAGUUCUCACCAGUUGUUCCUGGAGACCGUAGCCGUGGGCGUAUUGCUGUUUUAUUUUAUGACAACACAUUUUCUGUGUUUGAUCUGGAUUCACCUGAUCCAUUGGCUAAUUCCCUUUUACAACCACAAUUUCCUGGAACUCUAGUAGUUGAACUUGACUGGUUGCCAUUGCGGACAAGUAAGGAUGAUCCACUGGUACUGUGCAUAGCUGGAGCUGAUAGUAGUUUCCGUCUUGUUGAACUUAAUGUAAAUGACCAGAAAAUGGGGGUUCUUGGUCCCCAAGUUCGACCAACAAAAGAGAGAUUUCGGCCAGUACCUUUGCCUUCUCCUGUAUUGCUCCCCACACCACAUGCCCUGGCGCUGAGGAUGAUCUUGCAGUUGGGUGUGAAACCUGCAUGGUUUGAUGUAUUUAGCACAACCAUGAAUGACUGGAAUACUCCAGGAACCCCAUCAGCUGGAGAUCUCCGUGGCUACAUGAUGAAUUCACCACGUGUUGGCGACUCUGUUGUUCCAGAAAUGCUUCUGAAAGUAUUAGAGCCUUACCGUAAAGCAGGCUGCCUCCUUGAUGACGAGAGAGUAAGACUAUAUGCUAAAGUUGUUAGAAAAGGCUCCCCAUUGAGGUUGGCAUUUGCAGCGGCCAUCUUUGGUGAAUCCAUGGAAGCCCUAUUUUGGCUACAAUUACCUCAUGCUCUCAACCACUUGAUGAAUAAAUUGGUUAAUAAAUCAACACAAAGAGGGCCACAUACAGCUCGCACUCCUGAAAUUGACGAGGCAUCCAUGUUGAGCAGGAUAUCUUCAAAAGGGAAAUCAGCGCCUGGAUCAGGGAAAAAGAAUUUGUUGGUUAACGGUCAACUUAAAUUGAUGGCCUUUGAACAACAAGAACUAUGGGAGCGCGCUAAUGAACGUAUCAAUUGGCAUGAGAAAUUGGAGGGCGAAGAGGCAAUUCAAAACCGUAUACAUGAACUUGUGUCAGUUGGGAACUUGGAGGCUGCUGUUAGCUUGUUGCUCUCAACUUCUCCAGAGAGCUCUUACUUCUAUGUAAAUGCUCUGCGAGCAGUUGUGCUUUCCUCUGCUGUGUCCUCAUCUCUGCAUGAACUGGCUGUAAAGGUAGUCGCGGCCAAUAUGGUCAGAAAUGAUAGGUCAAUGUCUGGCACGCACCUGCUUUGUGCAGUAGGGAGGUAUCAGGAAGCUUGUUCCCAGUUGCAGGAUGCUGGGUGCUGGACGGACGCCGCAACAUUAGCUGCGACACACUUAAAAGGGUCUGAUUAUGCAAGAGUGUUGCAGAGAUGGGCGGAACAUGUUCUUCACACUGAACAUAACAUCUGGAGGGCAUUGAUAUUAUACGUUGCAGCUGGUGGGUUACAAGAAGCAUUGACAGCUCUUCGCCAGGCACAGCUGCCCGACACUGCAGCCAUGUUCAUACUUGUUUGCCGUGAAAUCCAUGCUGAAUUUCUCUCCCGCUUGGAUUCUGAUGAAGAUGCUACUUUGUUAAAGAAUAAGGUCAUGAACUUGCCUGGGCUGAACCCGGGAAAUGAAGAUGUCGUUGCAGUUGGUGAAUAUUAUGGACAGUACCAGAGGAAACUAGUACAUAUGUGCAUGGAUUCUCAGCCAUACACUGACUAAGUAGUUGGGAAUAACUCUGGAUCUGUCGCAGAAUCUUCGAUACAUAUGGGUCAAUGUGGCUGGCGGAAGAAUUGCAACUUUUAUUUGUCAAGGUUGAAGCAUAAAGCUAGCUAGCCAUCAUCUGGAAGGUGACAACUGUUGUCUAUAACAUCCAAUAUAAGAGGUUUUGUGAACCUAAUUCAACCCCCCCCCCCCAACCAAAAAAA